Wasmannia auropunctata (little fire ant) is the source of this 1197-nucleotide messenger RNA. It is a transcript of the gene TfIIS, whose product is annotated as transcription elongation factor S-II. Gene Ontology annotation, cellular component: nucleus. Lineage: Eukaryota; Metazoa; Arthropoda; Insecta; Hymenoptera; Formicidae. Bases 160 to 1098 code for a protein of 312 amino acids. Gene Ontology annotation, molecular function: nucleic acid binding; zinc ion binding. The record is from RefSeq and is a predicted model, not a curated record. Gene Ontology annotation, biological process: DNA-templated transcription; transcription elongation by RNA polymerase II. The transcript is spliced from 4 exons.
GUUUCGGCCAUAAGUGCCAUAACAUUGCGAGACACGGCUGUGAGCCGUGAGCGUCGAAAAGGGUGUUGUUGUUCGCAUUCGCGCCUAUUUAUAUUUGUAUUUAUAACUGAUUUCGUGCAACAAGCAAGCAGCGAGCCGUGUGGUAAGUGAUCACCGACGAUGAGCGCCGAGGAGGAAGUGUUGCGUAUCCAGAAAAAGCUCAACAAGAUGUCAAGCGGUGACGGGACGGGCCAGGAACAGGCUUUGGAAUUGCUCAAAGUACUUCAAAAAUUGCCUGUUGACCUAGAACUUUUGACUAAGACACGCAUUGGAAUGACUGUGAACGCCUUGAGGAAAUCAAGUAGAGACGAAGAAGUUAUUUCUUUAUCGAAGACACUUAUUAAGAACUGGAAAAAGUUCUUAUCUGGGUCAAAUAAAGAGAAAGACUCUACGUCGUCGAGUAGUUCAAAAAAGAAGGACGAAAAACCAGACAAAAUAAAGGAAGAAAGCGAUCAGAAGAAGGAGAAAGAUACAAUGGAUGUUGUCGACGCAAAAGUGAAGGAAGAGAAACCUGUCAAAGACAUUCAAAGGAAACAAGCGUCUUUCCCUGCUCCUACCACAACAGAUGCAGUCAGAUUAAAAUGUAGAGAGCUGUUAGCGUCAGCUUUACAUGUUGAUGGAAAAGUUGUCGAUGGAUGUGCUAGUCCAGAAGAAUUAGCGGAAGAAUUGGAGGAAGCAAUCUAUGCAGAAUUUAAAAAUACCGAUAACAGAUACAAAAAUAGGGUACGCAGCAGAGUUGCCAAUCUGCGUGAUGCGAAGAAUCCCAAUUUACGGACGAACUUCUUGGUAGGUGCGAUCACGCCCGCUAGGCUAGCGGUGAUGACGGCGGAGGAGAUGGCGAGUGAUGAGAUCAAGCAGCUACGUGAACAAUUCAAGAAGGAGGCUAUCAACGAUGCACAACUCGCCACUGUACAAGGAACCAAGACCGACUUGCUCAAGUGCGGCAAAUGCAAGAAGCGUAACUGCACUUACAAUCAGGUGCAAACACGUUCAGCUGAUGAACCGAUGACUACUUUCGUGUUGUGUAAUGAAUGCGGAAAUCGAUGGAAGUUCUGCUAAGCUAUUAUUUCUCGAUCUAUACCAUAUCGUGACAAAAUACAUCUUUCAAAUCACCAUCAGCUUAGAUAUUUAUAGGUUGAAUAAACAUCAUGAUGUAUA